AUGGAGAGACACAAGAAGUGUGUCAACAGCCUAUCCCGUGAUCGUGGGGGUCAUUCUACACGCGAUCUCAGAUCUCCGUCACGAAGAAGGGCGAAUGUGUACGAUGCCGUAGCUGGUCGAAUUGCACAGAAUGGCUUCAUUGGAAAAUCGUCAGACUCGAAGGUCUCUACACAGCCGCUCCGUCCGGAUGAAGUUCUUUUCAAGCAAGCAAAAGCCCCAGUUCGGUACGAGGAGACCGACUAUUAUCAUGCCCAUGUUGCGACAGCCGUGCAACAACAGCUUCCUGGCGGUGAUAUUUUGAGUGCAAUACAUGCUUAUGUCUCAAGUUUGUACUCGCAUAACGCACAGCUUGGGAACGAGCCGACCUGGAAAUGCAUGGACGAAACAGCCCUUAUUGCUUUGGGCAUUCUACUAGAAGAGACAGCUAGGGAGGUACUUGGAAGCACUGGAGAUCUAGCAUUUACCGAGCCUGCGAAUAUGGAAAAGGAUGCUAUAGUUAAGGGGGCCUUUGGAGAUGUUCCCGCCGCAAGCACGAGGCGGGACGCACCCGUCGAUGACUCGACCAACAGCGUACAGUCAGAUUCGAGCUCUCUUGACAGUGAAUCAGAUUACACCACGGAUGAAUCUACUUAG
Molecule: messenger RNA, 633 nt
Organism: Plenodomus lingam JN3
Lineage: Eukaryota; Fungi; Ascomycota; Dothideomycetes; Pleosporales; Leptosphaeriaceae
Biological process (GO): nucleolar large rRNA transcription by RNA polymerase I
Cellular component (GO): RNA polymerase I upstream activating factor complex
Molecular function (GO): RNA polymerase I cis-regulatory region sequence-specific DNA binding
Source: RefSeq, a predicted model, not a curated record